This is a messenger RNA of Parnassius apollo (apollo), 3600 nucleotides long. Lineage: Eukaryota; Metazoa; Arthropoda; Insecta; Lepidoptera; Papilionidae. The record is from the annotation of a GenBank genome assembly.
AUGUCACAGGAGCUAGGGUGGAAACAUUUCAGAUGUGCAGCAUACACAAUAAAGUUGAUAGUGCAAGAAGCGACGGAAAAAUCUGUACCCAUCAAGUCUGUGAUUGAACGUGUGAAACUCAUCGUCGCUUAUUUCAAGCGAAGCAGUAAAGCCAAUCAAAAACUUGAUGAGUUUCAAAAGCAAAAUGGAGCAACACAGCCAAAACGACUGCUUCAAGAAGUCCCAACGAGGUGGAAUUCCAAAUUCUACAUGCUCGAAAGGAUCGUAGAAAUUCAAGAUGCCGUCAAGUCAUCCAUUGCCAUUUUGGGUGUUACAAGCUUACCAAAUUUAAUGCCGCAAGACUGGUUACUUUGCAACGAAACUUGUAAAGCCCUGAAAUGUUUUGAAGGAGCAUCAAAUUAUCUGAGUGGUGAAAAGUAUUUGACGGCCAGUCAACUAUUAAUAAUCAUAAAAGGCAUAAACAGAGUUCUCAGCUAUAUUUUAAGCUCAGAUUCUUCCGGUUAUCACUAUCUGCCAAUAACAUAUGAUUUUGUUCGAGCUUUGUUAGAUUCAACUCAUAGUCGUUUCGAAAAUAUAGAAAAUAGUAACACGAUUGGGGUAGCUACUUUUUUAGAUCCCCGCUUUAAGUUACAGCCCUUUACAUCUUCAAAGCAAACAACUUUGAGGGAGAACAUGAUCAAACUUGUCGCUCAAGAAAUAAAUCGAGAAGGACUAUGUGAAAAUAUUGAAGUUAGCAAAAGUUCGCUUGAUCCCACCUCAAUAUUUUACGACUGGGAUGCUAGGGAGGCUGUACCGCAAUCAAUUGAGUCACCAACUGCACGAGCAAUAAUAGAAAUAGACAAAUAUUUGAAUGAAAAAGUGAUUACUUGCAAUAAUUUACCGUUGAGCUGGUGGAAGCAGAACCAAGGCAUUUUUCCACAUUUGGCUAAGUUGGUUCGAAACAAAUUUAAUCGAAUCAAAGAAUAUCUGAAUGAUCAGACUGGCACUAUGACAUCAAAUCGUGAUGAAGGGCCUGUAUAUUAUAGAGAGAUACAGAAAAACGCGUUCCUUAAAAGGAUACCUUAUGAAGUUACCACCAGUAAGCUUAGGCCGCUAGGGCAUAAGAAACCCCCACUCAAACCAAUGUGGACAUUAUUUUGCGUACACAAUGGACGUAUCCCCUUUUUAGAACAAUACCCUGAGCCUGACUCGGCCACAACCCUUACCCAUAGACCGGCGUGGCGGGUGUGCUUGCGAUCAGCCAGACAUGUCACAGCCAGUGUUAAGCCACAUGUGGGGGAUGAGUACGACUUCCUGAUUGACACAGAUCAGGGGCCGGUCAGGAUGCUGGCUCCAGACUGGGACUCAAUGCAGGACUGGGUAUCAACACUCCGGAACAAACUGCACGAGUUGAAGAUCCUUGCGAAAGGAGAGAAUGUGUACUGCGCUGCCCCAAUAGCCCCUGUUCCCCGCGCGGCAGCGAGGGACCCCACCUCCCCACUUCCGCCAACACCUCCAAUACCACCCGAUCGAGUACCUGGAAUUGAACUGACGACCCAAAGUCCCCGUCCAGCACCAGACACAGCAGUCGAACCGGCACCAACAACACAGCCUGCAAAUGAGAAUCUAGAACCAAACGAGGACCAGGCACAAACUCAAGAACCUGUGGACAUAUCCAACUGGGAUAACCUGGUCACUUCCCUACCCAGCACAAGUCAAACGGAACCCAAGAAGAGUGUUGCGAAGAUCUGCGGACAAAAUAUCUGUCUAGAUGAUUCCAUCUUGAAACGAUCAGAAGUGACCGAGAGUGAUGAGGAAUUCUUUUCCGAAAUUGAUAGGAUACACGAAUCUGUUGAGAGUUUGAAUGUGAAUGAGAAAGAGCCUGUUGGGUAUACUCAAAGGGUUGUUGUGAGUAAUGAUGGGGAGGCUGGGUCUUCUAAUAAUAACGUGGAUAAUUCGCACAGUAUACCACAGAGAAGCAACAUCACAGUGAUACAAGUGUCAAACAAAGGGCCGCCUCAUACCGCGAUACCGGUCCUCGGACCGGAAACGGAUAUCUUCGACUUCAACUUUCAACAGGAAGUGACGAUAACCCCCGACACGGGUCAAUCUGACGCGCGGAGCUUCGUCAAUAUCGUCAAUACAGAAAUAGACGUACAGAACUCGAACAAAAACGACUAUGGGACCGUUUUCACGAAGAGCGAUACUGAUUAUGGUCAUCUGAGCCUCACAACAACUGUCAGCUUGACAGGAGAAGCUGUCAAAACCGAUGACAGCAUAUACGAAAGGCUUUGCAUGGCGUCCACGUCCACAGACAGGAAGUCGCCGCUGCCCGUGAAAAAAAUUAAAAGCAUAGACAAAAUUAGGAAAUCAUCACUGCCCAAUUUGGAGUUAACUUCCGAAUCGGCUUACGAAUGUUUAUUUCCAAACACUAGUCAUAACAAUCAUAAUAAUAAUGUUAGAAACACGACUAAUAUAAUGUUAAAUCAAAACCGUUCGGAUACAAAUGCGGGCAUUGUGAAUGGACGUCCGGAAAUCAAUUCUAACUUAAAUGAAACUAAUAGGUCAAAUGUACAAGUGAAUGUGAGUAACACUUCAGUGAGUGCGAAUUUGAACUCUGUUGCGCGAGUGAUAAGGACUAAUGUCGAGCGAUCGCAAAGUCAGAACGCUUAUGAUAGUGCUCCAAGGCUGAGGGAGAAUUUAAUUAGAAGAGUGCAAAAUAACAGUCCGAAGAGAGAAGCGAAAAUAGAAAAGACUGAAGCUCCAGCUAAACCAAUCUGGAAGCGUGGCUUAACCGAGCUGUCACUUUUGAGCCGAUUGCGGGGGUUGGGGCAGGGAAAGCGGCAGGAAAGCCCCACUCGCCACGAAAAUGACACUGGGGACAGGAGUAUGACAUCACCUGUUAAGGUGAUCCAUAGAUCCAGACCUCAAGGAAGAGUUGACAGCAGCAGGCGAAGAAGCAAUUCCCUCAGUAAUGGUCAUUCGCCCGGACGGCAAGUGAGCACCGUUGCUGCGAACACGUCGCUGAUGGCGCCGCUGCGCGCGCGGCAGGCCGCCACGCUGCGCGCCGAGCAGCGCCGCGGAGCAGCAGUAGCAACCUCGCUUUCUGUUAGGGACCCCCCCAUUUUCGUCGACUACGAACGACAGGUCUGGAUUGCCCGUUGGGGUGUGAAUGGGACUCGUUGCGGAGGACGCACGGGAGAUAGAGUGGCAGCCCUGGCGGGCACGCAACCUACAAACGCGGCGCACGCAAGGUUGCUACUGAAGUCCUCUCAUACUCCACUCGUUGACAUAUUAUUUCACCGUGUGCCGCUUGGAAAGAUCUAUGUUAUAAGCAAACGGGAUCGGGAGAGCAUAGGUAUAAAACUGGACAACGAGUGUGUGGUGACAUCAGUGUUGGGUGGAUCCAGUGCAUCUCGAGCGGGGAUCCCCCCUCCCGGGAAGUGGGCAGUCACAGAGGUCAACAACCGCACCAUCGACCUGAUUAAGGGGGGUGAAGAAGAAAUGAACAGACUGAGUUUACACGGAACUGAAGUGUCCAUACUCAUCCAACCAGCAGCUUUGGUGAAGAAACUGCGGGCAGCUAUCAAGUCCAACAAGUCCUUAUUAGCGAUUAGAUAA